Molecule: messenger RNA, 282 nt
Organism: Acaulospora colombiana
Lineage: Eukaryota; Fungi; Glomeromycota; Glomeromycetes; Diversisporales; Acaulosporaceae
Source: the annotation of a GenBank genome assembly
AUGGUUAAUCCAGAAUGGGCGGAGACUUCCGUUAAAUCGACGACCCGCGUAGGAAAAGAUGAACAAACAAGUCAUUUCCCAAGGAAUUUAUUUUUACUAUUAGCAGCGAAAAUUUUUCAUUUCUAUAAGGAGUUAUUCUCGCAUGGGAUGUAUUGUGAACGGAACAUUCAUGAAACUAGACUUUGCUUUAACACAUGCACGCCGUCAUUUGGUAGAAGGCACACAUUGUUCCAGGAAGAUGAUUCGACGGGAAGCCCAACCGAUGUCGCGUCCUCGACGUAG